Propithecus coquereli (Coquerel's sifaka) is the source of this 2784-nucleotide messenger RNA. RefSeq names its product actin filament associated protein 1-like 2 (gene AFAP1L2). Gene Ontology annotation, biological process: regulation of mitotic cell cycle; positive regulation of epidermal growth factor receptor signaling pathway; regulation of interleukin-6 production. Gene Ontology annotation, molecular function: SH3 domain binding; SH2 domain binding. NCBI's taxonomy places the organism in Eukaryota, Metazoa, Chordata, Mammalia, Primates, Indriidae. The coding region runs from base 1 to 2532 and encodes 843 amino acids. The record is from RefSeq and is a predicted model, not a curated record. The transcript has 20 exons. Gene Ontology annotation, cellular component: cytosol.
AUGACGAUGCGUGUGGCCCUGGAGCAGCUGCUGACAGAGCUGGAUGACUUCCUCAAGAUUCUCGACCAGGAGAACCUGAGCAGCGCGGCCGUGGUGAAGAAAAGCUGCCUGGCCGAGCUCCUCCGGCUUUACACAAAAAGCAGCAGUUCCGAUGAGGAGUACAUCUAUAUGAACAAAGUGACUGUCAACAAGCCACAGAAUGCUGAGUCUCAAGACAAAGCGCCUGAGGAGCAGGGCCCGCUGACCAACGGGGAGCCCGGCCAGCACUCCUCGGCCCCUCAGAAGAGCCUUCCGGACCUCCCGCCGCCCAAGAUCAUUCCAGAGCGGAAACAGCUCGCCAUCCCGAAGAUCGAGUCGCCGGAGGGUUACUACGAAGAGGCUGAGCCUUACGACACAUCCCUCAAUGGUCAUUCUGGCGGAUUUCUCCCCACUGGAGUCCCCAGAUGGGCGCAGGUGCCUGAAGGAGUCAUUUACGCCACAAUCACCUUGGAGGACGGAGAGGCCGUGAGCAGCUCCUACGAGUCCUACGAUGAAGAGGACAGCGGCAAGGGCAGGUCGGCCCCCUACCAGUGGCCCUCCCCGGAGGCCAGCAUCGAGCUGAUGCGCGACGCCCGCAUCUGUGCUUUCCUGUGGCGCAAGAAGUGGCUGGGGCAGUGGGCCAAGCAGCUCUGUGUCAUCAGGGACACCCGACUGCUGUGCUAUAAAUCCUCCAAGGACCACAGCCCUCAGCUGGACGUGAACUUGCUGGGCAGCAGUGUCGUGCACAAGGAGAAGCAAGUGCGGAAGAAGGAGCACAAGCUGAAGAUCACGCCGAUGAACGCCGACGUGAUCGUGCUGGGCCUGCAGAGCAGGGACCAGGCUGAGCAGUGGCUCAGGGUCAUCCAGGAGGUGAGCGGCCUGCCGUCCGAAGGAGCGUCGGAGGGAAACCAGUACACCCCCGAUGCCCAGCGCCUUAACUGUCAGAAACCCGAUAUAGCUGAGAAGUACCUGUCAGCCUCAGAGUAUGGGAGCUCCACGGAUGGCCACCCAGAGGUCCCAGAAACCAAAGACGUCAAGAAGAAAUGUUCAGCUGGCCUCAAACUGAGCCACCUAAUGAACCUGGGGAGGAAGAAGUCCACCUCGCUGGAGCCUCCAGAGAGGUCCCUCGAGACGUCCAGUUACCUGAACGUGCUGGUGAACAGCCAGUGGAAGUCUCGCUGGUGCUCCGUCAGGGACAGUCACCUGCACUUCUACCAGGACCGGAACCGGAGCAAGGUGGCCCAGCAGCCCCUCAGCCUGCUGGGCUGUGAGGUGGUCCCGGACCCGAGCCCUGACCACCUCUAUUCCUUCCGCAUCCUCCACAAGGGCGAGGAGCUGGCCAAGCUCGAGGCCAAGUCUUCCGAGGAAAUGGGCCACUGGCUAGGCCUCCUGCUCUCUGAGUCCGGCUCCAAGACAGACCCAGAAGAGUUCACCUAUGACUACGUGGAUGCCAACAGGAUUUCCUGUAUCGUGAGUGCGGCCAAAAACUCUCUCUUACUCAUGCAGAGAAAGUUCUCAGAGCCCAACACUUACAUCGACGGCCUGCCCAGCCAGGACCGCCAGGAGGAGCUCUACGACGAUGUGGAGCUGUCGGAGCUGACGGUGGCGGCGGAGCCCGCUGAGGAAGCCACCCCUGCUGCAGACGCCCCAGGCGAGAGUGAGCCCGACCGAGUGUACCUGGACCUCACGCCUGUCAAGUCCUUUCUGCACGGACCCGGCGGUGCUCAGGCCCAGGGCUCUUCCCCGCCGGCGCCCCACCCGGACGGUCUGCCCGAGGCCGUCCCUGCAGACCCAGGCCCAGGCCCCACUCCAGAUGAGCCCUGCUUGAAGUCUCCAGAGACCCCGGGGGAACAGAGGCAGCUGGACAGCCCGGAGCCCCAGGAGGCUUCCCCGAGAAACACCACAGUCAAAAUCCAGACUGAACAGCAGAAAAUCUCCUUCCCGUCGAGCUGCCCCGACACCGUGGUGGCCACCCCCGCUGGCGCCAGCCCGCCUGUGAAGGACAGGUUGAGGGUGCCCGCUGCAGAGAUCAAACUCGGCAAGAAUCGGACAGAAGCCGAGGUGAAGCGGUACACAGAGGAGAAGGAGAGGCUCGAGAAGAAGAAGGAAGAAAUCCGGGGGCACCUGGCUCAGCUCCGGAAAGAGAAACGGGAACUCAAAGAGACCCUGUUGAAAUGUACAGACAAGGGGGUCCUGGCCAGCCUGGAGCAGAAGCUGAGGGAGGUAGACGAGGAGUGCCGGGUCGAGGAGAGCAGGCGUGUGGACCUGGAGCUCAACAUCGUGGAGGUGAAGGACAACCUGAAGAAGGCUGAGGCAGGGCCUGUGACGCUGGGCACCACUGUGGACACCACCCACCUGGAGAAUCCUAAAGCUGCCACCCCCACCCCCACCCCGGACUGUACCCCAGUCAACUCUGCAACCACCCUCAAGAACAGGCCUCUCUCAGUCAUGGUCACAGGCAAAGGCACCGUCCUCCAGAAGGCCAAGGAAUGGGAGAAGAAAGGAGCAAGUUAGGAAACCAGCUUCAGCGCAAGACUCUCGUGUCAAUGCGGACCUUGGUGACAAUCCUGUGUCGUUAAAGCAGCAAGUCUGCGAAAGGGUGAGUCUCUUUAGAAGAAAAAGGACUGAGGUACUGUGAAUGGAGAGCUUUGGCUAAGAGGAGGCUCUGUCCCUUUUCAGAGCUAAAGGACACAAUACAACAAAAAAAGGCGGCUUCUUUGGAGACCUAAGUCUAUUGGGUAUAAACAAGACAUUGUUGUAUUUAGG